AUGACCGACCUGAACACACCCCCGCCGACUCAGGAGAUUGUACAUAUCCAUGCCAUUCAUCCAGACCGGGACAAUCUUUUCCGCAUCGCAGCAACUCCCACUGAUUUGAUCAAAAAGCAUGUGAAAACUUUCGGUGUACAAUGUACGCAGUGUCAAAAAACGUUGGAUAAACCUUUGAAAUGUUCAAAGUGCAAAGGUGUCUGGUAUUGCUCAAAAGAGUGCCAAAAGAAACAUUGGCCCGCUCACAAACCAGCAUGUCAUGACGUUGAACGCUCCUCGGGGGCCCUCAAAUUCGUACGAACGUUCUUCGCAAACAUAACGCUCAUGAUGUUCCUCAAAGUUGCCAUCAUUUACGACUGUGGUUUGCUCGACAACUCUCGGCUCGGGUUCGACGUGCCUUUCAUGGCACGUGUUGACAUCGCCAUUGAGCCAACUGAUAUUCUCGACUUCGCAGGACUAUAUCUCAAUAAUAGGCCCAUUGCGGAGAAGCUUAAAGGAAUGGUGCAAGUCAAUACCGUCUCUGCGUGGGAUCCGAACACGCAUCCUCCCCUCACGCCGACGCGGCUGCGCUUAUGGCAGGAUGCUCGAGCACAGUCCACCGCAGCAGGUCACGGCAAAGAUCCUGUUGGACUCAUCGAAUUCCUCAACUAUACGGAGAACUCUACCACCGUAGCGGUUCAUAUUGCCAGCUCUGUUAUUGCCAUCGCAAGGAAACGCGAACCCUUCUUAUGUUCCUCUGCUCUCACGGGCAAUCAAUCUGAGAAGCCCAUGGACUCUGCGACAUGUAUAGAGUAUAUCAACUUGCAUAUUCGGGCCGAUGAGCAGAAUCAGUUACUUUUACGGACUGUGAUGACAGAGCAAGACAAGGAAGUUAUUCGCGCUGCAGGUCGCAAUGAGGACUCGCUUCCCAUCUCCCUUCUCAAUUACAAGAUGCAAAGAGAACUCCUCUAUGCUAACAUAAUGAACUUGAGACGCUAG
Suillus plorans is the source of this 978-nucleotide messenger RNA. RefSeq lists its product as uncharacterized. Gene Ontology annotation, molecular function: DNA-binding transcription factor activity, RNA polymerase II-specific. The record is from RefSeq and is a predicted model, not a curated record. Gene Ontology annotation, cellular component: nucleus. NCBI's taxonomy places the organism in Eukaryota, Fungi, Basidiomycota, Agaricomycetes, Boletales, Suillaceae. Gene Ontology annotation, biological process: regulation of transcription by RNA polymerase II. The transcript is spliced from 5 exons. The coding region runs from base 1 to 978 and encodes 325 amino acids.